Colias croceus (clouded yellow) is the source of this 1008-nucleotide messenger RNA. RefSeq lists its product as uncharacterized. Gene Ontology annotation, cellular component: nucleus. Lineage: Eukaryota; Metazoa; Arthropoda; Insecta; Lepidoptera; Pieridae. The transcript is spliced from 4 exons. Bases 75 to 701 code for a protein of 208 amino acids. The record is from RefSeq and is a predicted model, not a curated record.
AUUUCAAUCUUGCCGUAAAAUCAAAAAUUAUUUGAAGAAUUCAUUUGUAUUUUCUGAUUUAUUUUGUAAUUUUAAUGAUGUCCCAACAGACAGAAUUAUUGACGGAAAAUCCAGCGCAAUGGACAACUGUAUCAUUCGUCACGCCGGAAAUACAGAAGAAGGAAUUAAAACCAUUUGUCUUGUUGGCCCUCAAAGAGCUAGAAGGUAACCCGGACAGCCGAAUGGCGAGCCUCAUGAACGCGGAUAAAUUCUCAGCAGUACGGUUCGUGGUGCGGCAUGUCUCGCGACUUAGAUCGGCGAAUAAAGAGCCGUGGAGCGAGGAGGAUAUGCAGAUGUUUCUGGAGGGACUUAAGUUUACCCCAGAGUGUGUGAGCGAACUAACAACGCUAUUAUGUAUGGAUAAAAUAUACAAUAAUAUACAAAGGCAUUUGAGAAUAAAGCCUGGUAUAGCAAGCCUGCAGUGGAAAAUAGACCUGUCUUUAAGCCAAACGAACAUACGCAAAGAGAACGCGAAUUCAGAAAGAAGCAAGGAAAUCAUACACAGGGAUACACAAAUCAUCCUAACGUUGGAAUUGACGAACGGACAAAAGUUCUUAUAUAGAUUGAGUGUGAAUAAGUUCCACGAAAUGAGGUUCGUUAUAGCGAGCGCUUUGAAAAACAUCAUUGUACUGGAAAAACGGAAUUGUAUGAGGAAAGACUGAUUUAUUUCAAACUAGCUUUACGCCGCGGCUCCGCCCGCGUAGUCAAAGAAAAAUCCGCAUAGUUCCCGUUCCCGUGGGAUUUCCGGGGUAUAACCUAUCCUAUAUCCUUCCUCAGUUCUCAUGCUAUCUCUGUACCAAAUUUUAAGUAAAUCCAUGCAGUACUUUUUGAGUUUAUCCCGGACAUACAUAUAGACAAAAAUUCUGAAAACUAUAUUUUUGGCUUCAAUUUAUAUAGAUCACGCCUCAAAUUUUUUUUUUUAAAUAUAUAAAAAUAUACUGGUUUGACUUUUCAUCAAUUUUAUUAUAU